AGGCUGCCCGGCACCGCAUAAAGCCGCAGACGCACAGUGUGCCCAGCAGCCGCUCGGGCCGCUUGCCGCUGCGGAGAAGCUGCUCCGAUGCUCCAGAGCGGCCAUGGGCGCCCCGCACUGGUGGGACCAGCUGCGGGCUGGCAGCUCGGAGGUGGAUUGGUGCGAGGACAACUACACCAUCGUGCCUGCCAUCGCCGAGUUCUACAACACGAUCAGCAACGUCCUGUUUUUCAUUUUACCGCCCAUCUGCAUGUGCUUGUUCCGCCAGUACGCCACGUGCUUCAACAGCGGCAUCUAUUUAAUAUGGACUCUCCUAGUUGUAGUGGGAAUCGGAUCUGUCUACUUCCAUGCAACUCUUAGUUUCCUGGGUCAGAUGCUUGAUGAACUUGCCAUUCUUUGGGUUCUGAUGUGUGCUUUGGCCAUGUGGUUUCCCAGGAGGUAUUUACCAAAGAUCUUCCGGAAUGACAGGGGCAGGUUCAAGGCAGUGGUGUGUGUCCUGUCUGCAGUUACAACAUGCCUGGCGUUUGUCAAGCCUGCCAUCAACAAUAUCUCUCUGAUGAUUCUGGGGGUUCCGUGCACUGCGCUGCUCAUUGCAGAGCUGAAGAGGUGUGACAAUGUGCGUGUGUUUAAGCUGGGCCUCUUCUCUGGCCUCUGGUGGACUCUGGCUCUCUUCUGCUGGAUCAGCGACCGAGCCUUCUGUGAGCUGCUGUCCUCCUUUCACUUUCCCUACCUGCACUGCGUGUGGCACAUCCUCAUCUGCCUUGCUGCGUACCUGGGCUGCGUGUGCUUCGCUUACUUCGACGCUGCCUCAGAGAUACCCGAACAAGGUCCAGUCAUCAGAUUCUGGCCCAGCGAGAAAUGGGCUUUUAUCGGUGUCCCCUAUGUGUCCCUCCUGUGUGCCCACAAGAAGUCACCAGUCAAGAUCACGUGACGGCAAGGCAGUGACCGGCUUUUCUGCUUACUUCUAUUCGAGUGUGCUCCGGGCUUUGUUUGCUAGCAAAGAUGGCCAAGGGGUUUGAAGAACUGAUGUAGUGUGGGUGUUUAAAAUUCUGUUCUUUUGUGAUCUAACUGGACCGCUGUGCCUGAUGUCCCCAGGGUGGGUAAUGGAGGGCUCAGGGACAUGAGUGGGUCGUCCUCAGCGACCUUUACGGGCACAUGGGCUUGCUGUGUUAUAUCCAUGAUGACAUCGACAGAGUAGUUAUUUGGGAGACCCAGAGCAGCCCAAAGCUUCUUGCUGGAAAAGGUGGCUUGCCACAGCCCCCACCAUUUCCAGGCUCUCUCAUUACACAGGAGUCAGCCCCCUGAUUCUGUGAUAGAAGGUUCCAGAACUUUUCAUUUUGCUGGAGAAACUGUCCUUCAACAAAAAUCGAGUAGGCAAAAACAAAAACAAAACAAAACAAAACAAAAACACACA
Molecule: messenger RNA, 1414 nt
Organism: Rattus rattus (black rat)
Lineage: Eukaryota; Metazoa; Chordata; Mammalia; Rodentia; Muridae
Gene: Acer2
Product: alkaline ceramidase 2
Exons: 6
Coding region: 104-931 (275 amino acids)
Biological process (GO): ceramide metabolic process
Cellular component (GO): membrane
Molecular function (GO): hydrolase activity, acting on carbon-nitrogen (but not peptide) bonds, in linear amides
Source: RefSeq, a predicted model, not a curated record